Molecule: messenger RNA, 3435 nt
Organism: Arvicanthis niloticus (Nile rat)
Lineage: Eukaryota; Metazoa; Chordata; Mammalia; Rodentia; Muridae
Gene: Siah1
Product: siah E3 ubiquitin protein ligase 1
Biological process (GO): proteasome-mediated ubiquitin-dependent protein catabolic process; multicellular organism development
Cellular component (GO): cytoplasm
Molecular function (GO): ubiquitin conjugating enzyme binding; zinc ion binding; ubiquitin protein ligase activity
Source: RefSeq, a predicted model, not a curated record
CGCCCCCUUGCUCGGCCCUGCCCUGUAGCCUGCCAGGUGUUGGAGCCUAAGCUGCAGGACGCCAGAGCUGCCGGCCUUCUUCUGUUGAUUCAGUUAUUGGAGAUCACUGGUUUAAGACCACACAGCUUAGAGUUCAUGGGAGGUGGUGUCUCUCCUGGGGGCAGCCCACCGCUGAACUACUUUUAAGACUGAAUGGAAGUGAGCAGCCUUCUGUGCUUAGGAGCCCAGGGCCCAGGAGGGGUUUCUGCAAGCUGGCCUUGGGGUUUGCAGGAACCUGGAGCCUCCAUUCUUAUGACCUGGAAGCCUGCACACUUUCUGCACUCCUGGAAGGGAGUCCUCACAUGCUUGCCAACGGUUGGGACCAGGACCAGGAAGAGGAAAGGUACCGACAUAAAAGCAACUGUUUCUAAGACAGAAACUAGACCUGCAAACCUGUGGAUUCUGGUUUAAGCUACACUGCUUUGUCUGGCUCUGUGAGGUCGGCAGUGAGGGUUCAGUGGAGCCACAGCAGCUCCUAUUUAAGUCAAGCUUCAGGUGUGUCACGACUUCUUCAGACUUGUCCUUACUGAAGGCCUGCUUCGUGGUUGAGAGUGUGGCUCAAGACGGAGCCAAGUCCUCCCUUUCUGACUUGGUCACGGUGGAGGAGUUUUCUGUGCUGUAAUACCUCCGACCACGUUUUAUUGUGCAUGCUCAGUAGAAAUUAGUAUGCUUUCUACAGUGUUUGGAAGGUAAUAAAAAUAUGUUGUAACAUGAACUUGAAUUUAAACUGAUAAGUGCUGGAGGUAUUUUGCUAGGUCUAGGCACUGGUCUCGUGUUUUUCUCAUGAAUUUGUCUAUAUUGUAGAUAAAUAUAAACUGAGGUCUUUGAUGUGACCAGAGCUGUUUUUGAAGGAAUCACUUUUCAAAUUACUGUGUUCCUUUAAGUGAGUGGGCUACACUUAACAUGGUGGAGUAGAUGGAAGCUGACCCUUUGUUUCACAAGUGACAAAUGGAUAAAAUGGAUAAAUCAUAUGCAUAAAGAAUUUGCUCAAUUGGAAACUAGAUUACAGAAUGCCCCUUUUUAUCAUGAUGCCUGGAUCACAGGGCUUCAGAUGGUGAGAGCUGAUUAAUCUUCUAUUCUUACAUACCACAGGCUUGAGUCUUGUGAUGGAGGGUUUUUUAAAAAAAAAAACAAAAAAACAAAAAACAAACCACUGUGUGUGUGUUGGAGAGGAAACCAAAGGCCAUUACUUUUUUGCCCUUUGAACUUGAGAGUAUUGCUUUAGUAACAACAACAAAAAAAUGUAAAUUUCCAACUCCGUUCCUGGUUCCCUUGUUUACCGUGUCUGCUGUCUACUGCAAUCUAGAAUUCCAACUGUAUUGACUUGGCUACAUUUGUAACCACUUUUGUUUUUGAAAUGUUAAAGCCUUUGCAGCAGAAUGGUUAUAAUUGGCAAGAAGCGCUGUAGUUAGUGUAGUCUCAGGGAGUGCACCUUUCAGAUAUCGGUUGAUCUUUUGUCAAUUUCUGAGACAAAUUGUGACCUGCUAUAUCCCACAGAGGCAAAGUCCUGGAGAAAGGAGCUUAUUGUGGGUGACCCUCACUAGGUGGUUCUUUCUCCAGACAACUCGAAGCACUGUGGGUAGUUACAGGGAAAGCUGCAGCCCACGAGGGAACCCAGGGAGUUCUUUGCUCAUACCCACCCAGCGUUUGCUGUUCUGUGGUGUUCUCCACUUUUUCCUAUUCCUUCAACCUUGAGAUAGGGGGCCACUGACUGGGAGACAAAAAUGAUACCUAGCUGGCUUGAAAAAAAGACUUAGUAGAUAGCUGCAAAUAGAUAACAGGAUGGCAGCGAUUCCUUUCCCUGUGAUCUCUGAGCCCCAUCACAGAGCACACCUCUACUGAUGCUGCUCUUCACUGCUGGCAAGAGUUGACCUACUCUGAUGGGCUUUGGCAUAUGAACUACCUAGUACUAAAGCAGCAGGUCCUGAAGCUAUGAGCAGACUCAGACCCGAGAAGAAGUAGAUGGAGGUGGAGACUUGGGGGGAAAAAUCCAGCCCAGAGAUGAGCCGUCAGACUGCUACAGCAUUACCCACUGGCACCUCAAAGUGUCCACCAUCCCAGCGGGUACCUGCUUUGACUGGCACAACUGCAUCCAACAAUGACUUGGCGAGUCUUUUUGAGUGUCCUGUCUGCUUUGACUAUGUGUUGCCACCUAUUCUUCAGUGUCAGAGUGGCCAUCUUGUUUGUAGCAACUGUCGCCCCAAACUUACGUGUUGUCCCACCUGCCGGGGCCCAUUGGGAUCCAUUCGCAACUUGGCUAUGGAGAAAGUGGCCAACUCAGUACUCUUCCCUUGUAAAUAUGCCUCUUCUGGAUGUGAAAUAACUCUGCCGCACACUGAAAAGGCAGAGCACGAGGAGCUCUGUGAGUUCAGGCCUUACUCCUGCCCCUGCCCUGGUGCUUCCUGUAAGUGGCAAGGUUCCUUGGAUGCUGUCAUGCCCCACCUGAUGCAUCAGCACAAGUCCAUUACCACCCUGCAAGGAGAAGAUAUAGUUUUCCUUGCUACAGACAUUAACCUUCCUGGUGCUGUUGACUGGGUGAUGAUGCAGUCUUGUUUUGGCUUUCAUUUCAUGUUAGUCUUGGAGAAACAAGAAAAAUACGAUGGUCAUCAGCAGUUCUUUGCAAUUGUACAGCUGAUAGGAACACGCAAGCAAGCUGAAAAUUUUGCAUAUCGACUUGAGCUAAAUGGUCAUAGGCGCCGAUUGACUUGGGAAGCGACUCCUCGAUCUAUUCAUGAGGGAAUUGCAACAGCCAUUAUGAAUAGUGACUGCCUAGUGUUUGACACCAGCAUUGCACAGCUUUUUGCAGAAAAUGGCAAUUUAGGCAUCAAUGUAACUAUUUCCAUGUGUUGAAACGGCAAUCAAAUAUUUCUGGCCAGUGUUUAAAAUUUGCAUUUGACUUCACAGAGAAUAAGGCACCCAUCUGCUUGCCAACCUAAAACUCUCCUGGUAGGUAGAAGCUAGACAUGAAGGUAAAUAAAGAGAAAAGCUGUUAAUACAGGAAACAGUUGCAUGUAGUAACACUAAUAUAUUUAAAAAUAAUUCAACAGUAAACCACUGAAAAAAAUAUAUAUACCCAAGAUGGGCAUCUUUUGUAUUAAGAAAGGAAACAUUGUAAAAUAUUUCGGAACUUUGUGUUUGUUGUAGAUUGUAUUGUUGACAAUUUUUCGGGGGUGUGUGUCUGUGCACGCAUGCGUGCACAUGUGUGGUUGGUUUUCCUUUAACUGACAAGCCAUCUGCGUGGUCAUGGGCCACUGCUUUCCCCUUGUGAGUCAACACAUAGUGCUGCUGUGGUUUUGUUUUUGUUUUGUUUUUUUUUGUUUUGUUUUUUGGUGUGUGUGUAUUUGCUAAUUUUUAUUCUAGUUUUUCAUUAAAUAAAUUUGACUUUCUUUUCUGUAA